GGCAGUGGGGUGCUCACCUCCUCCCACACACACAGCUUGCUCCCACUGCUCCCUGCCCACACAUCAGCGUGCACGAGGGCACGGGGCCUGUGUCCGGGCUGCAGGAUGCGGCUGCUCCUGGAGGCAGCGGUUCUGUGCCUGACCCUGCACCUGGGACACUGCACCGAGGAAACCACACAGGAAAACACCGCCCAAACCUCCGACACAGAGUCCUUCCUUCCAGAGUGGGGCAUCGGGGCCAUCCGGGGCAGCUUCGAGACGGUUAACAGCUACUUCGACUCCUUCUUGGAACUGCUCGGAGGGAAAAAUGGUGUUUGCCAAUACAGAUGUCGAUAUGGAAAGGCUCCGAUGCCACGACCUCACUACAAGCCCCAAGAACCAAACGGCUGCAGCUCCUAUUUUCUGGGGCUCAAGGUACCCCAAAGUCUAGAUUUGGGCAUCCCUGCCAUGACCAAGUGCUGCAAUCAGCUGGAUGUUUGUUAUGACACCUGUGGGGCCAACAAAUACCGCUGUGAUGCCAAGUUCCGCUGGUGCCUCCAUUCCAUCUGCUCUGACCUCAAGCGCAGCCUCGGCUUUGUCUCCAAGGUGGAAGCCUGUGAGUCCAUCGCAGACACAGUGUUCAAUGCUGUUUGGACCCUGGGCUGCAGACCCUUCAUGAACAGCCAGCGGAGUGCCUGCAUUUGCAGUGAGGAAGAGAGAGACGAGCUAUGAAGCACAGCAGAUCCCCCUGGCCUCCACAAGCUGCUGCCAACGUUCCCUCUCACACAAAGCACCUCAUCACAGUGACUUCCAGCAGCCCUCUGGCUGAGCACAGGACGGGGGGAUCUGGGCCAAGCAGCACACAUCGGCUGCAGUUUUGGGGCAGAAGGCUGCAAAAGGGGAGGCAGCUUGUGCAAGCAGGGCAGAGAUGCCUGCUGUCCUCCACAGCUGCAGUUACACUGCCCUAUCCCUUUCCAGCUCUAACAGAAUGACCUGAUGCCAAUUUUCUCUGCAGACUGAUCUGGAAAGGCAGGCAGGAUAUAGCGCUGGUUAUAAACAAGGGGCUUCACUUGUUUGUUUGCCACUCUGCUAGCUUCCCCAGCCCCUUAACUUUCUCAUUUGCAGUGCAAGGCAGAGGCUUCUGCAGCCUCUGGCAAUCUCAGCCUGUGGCCACACUAUUCAUGUUUUUCCAUCUCCAGAGACUGAAGGAGAGGGGUGACUUGCACUCAUUGCAACGCUCACACGUACCCCUGACAUUUUCUGUUCUAUCUUUACACACUCUGACUACACUGCUUAUUUAAUACUCAGUGGAUCCUGAAACAAUGUAAAACACCCAUGGGUUUGGUAACCUGAGAAGGAUUCAGCGUGUUUGUGACACUGGUGUCUUUCUUGUCUGGGCAGAAGAGGACCAAAGCCCAUCGUGUCUCAGAUGUGCAGAGCACUAAUCCACAGCCCCUCUUACACACCUACAGCACUCUCCCACACUCUCAGGAAAGGGAGCUGCUUUUCCUUUUCAGAGACAUUCAGACUAUUUCUGUUUAAUUAUUUUCUUCCUGUAUCUUCUAGCAAGCUUUUCCUUCUGGAUCCCUGUUAACACUAAAUGGCUGAGUACCUACCUCCAUCUUUCACACAAAGGAUGUACAAGGCUCACAUUUAUCUUGGAUGAGACUUUCCAAAGCCUGGAUGCUUAUUUGUCAGAUGGCAGGGCUUACUUGCUACCUUGGUGGGACAGAGACACUGCCAGCUGAGAGAGAUCAGUCAUCUCAGAAGGCAUUGUUUAAAAAGUGGUUAAUACUUCCAUAUGCUAUUGGGAGCUUUUAUUGUGUAUAAAAUCAGAAUUUAAAGUGGUAAGCAGAAUUUCAUCAACAUAUAACAUUUACAGACAUCUUUCAUCUGUGUUUCUUGCUGAAAGGAAGUUGCUAUUGGGUGUGCAUGCCAUGACACAAAAAUUCUUCAGUUUUCUGCAAAUAUAUUUAUGGCUAUUUUCUUCCAGCUGUCACGGGAAAGUUAAGGCUACAGAAGGUAAUAUAACAAGAAUAGAAAGAGUCUGUUUUCAUUACCUUUCUUCUAGUUUGUAUUUAAAUGGAUGCAUGGAGCUAUAAAUUAUUUAAGCCCUGUAUUCCUAUACUUGCUAGUCGUCUUUGCUUUAUAGUCAACAGCAGUGAGAAUCAUCUGGCCCCAAAUAGCCUGCAACAACAAGAGUCCAAUGGUACAAAAACAGGGAAUUGGAAGAGAUAGUACGAGGUGCAUGGGGAUGUCUUCCAUAGAGAAGGACCUUCAUUUACUGUGACCAGCUGCAAUUACAUCCUUUCCUGGCUGUGCUAAUGCCAGUAGAGAGUGAAUACUGCACUGCCAAGUUUCACUGCAGCACACAUCUAUCAGAGCAUGAGGCUGGACACACUAAUUUGCCAUCUAAGAAAAACACUCUUUUGGCUAGAGAAGGGAAGGAAACAUCUCUCAUUCCAAACGCUUCCCAAACGUUGCAUUUCAUUAGUGAAAUCAUGCCUGUUGCCAGUUCUAAAUGUUAGCACUCUCUUAUGAUUAAAUGACACAAUUUAAAUAAUA
Coturnix japonica (Japanese quail) is the source of this 2544-nucleotide messenger RNA. It is a transcript of the gene PLA2G12B, whose product is annotated as phospholipase A2 group XIIB. Lineage: Eukaryota; Metazoa; Chordata; Aves; Galliformes; Phasianidae. The record is from RefSeq and is a predicted model, not a curated record. Gene Ontology annotation, biological process: triglyceride homeostasis; arachidonate secretion; cholesterol homeostasis. Gene Ontology annotation, molecular function: A2-type glycerophospholipase activity; calcium ion binding. Gene Ontology annotation, cellular component: extracellular region.